This is a messenger RNA of Zea mays, 819 nucleotides long. RefSeq lists its product as uncharacterized. The coding region runs from base 2 to 556 and encodes 184 amino acids. The record is from RefSeq and is a predicted model, not a curated record. The transcript has a single exon. Lineage: Eukaryota; Viridiplantae; Streptophyta; Magnoliopsida; Poales; Poaceae.
CAUGGUUAUUUUGCACUCCCACCCCUCAAAAAUUUCCAGCCGCCACAGCUUUUCCCUGCCUUUCUUCUUCACGGCAGCAACAGCCAUCAGGGAGCCGUGCCCCUCCCAUGGCGGCUCCUCUCCUCUAGGCGCCGCCUCUCCCAACCAGCGCAUGUUCAUCUUCCUCCCCACCCUCCUUCCCUGGUGCAGGCGCAGGGAGCAGUUCCCUGGCCGAGCUCCAUUCCAGCAGGGACGCCCAGGUCCCGACGGCCCCUGCGGCGAGCUCCUUCCUCCAAGCUGGACGCCAGCCGAGCUCCCCUUCCGGUCGCCGCUCCUCCCUGCGAACCUCCCCAACAGGGAGCCUUUCCCCCUGCGCGCAGGAUCUCCCAGGCCCGAUCUCGGCGUGCUCCAUGUCCAUGGCGCUGCAGCAGCUUGGGUUUCACACAUGGACGCCCCUCUGCAGCUCACCCCUCUCUGUCCAUGGCCGAAAUCCCCUGUAGAAGCUCCCCACGGCGCCCAGAAAUUCCGACAGCAACAUCCCCUUCCCUGCUGCUACACGCCCCUCUCCAUUCUCUAGCCACCAAGCUCCUCCCUGCAUCGAUGCGUCAUCCAUGGUCUUCUCCCAUGGACUGAACGUCCACCCCCCUGCUGUUUGGCCAGAGCACACCCUUUGUUGGGUCCGCCAGCGACGAGCGCCAGGGGGCAUCGCCCAAACUUCGUCUCCAAGCCCCUCCAUCAGGUUCCUGGCAGCGGAAGCUCAGCACCUGCUACAAGCUACAUGCUCGAUGGAACGCUCAGCCGCUCGCCGGAUCUGCGCAGCCCCAGCCGCGACGGUGUCAA